AUGCCGAAGACAUUCCAGAAAGUUACCAAGCAUAUUGCUAAGAAGAGAGGCGCUGUUGAGGCUCUCCACGAGUUUAGCAGAGAUGCCAGAAGACUGCGCCGAGCCAAUGCCAGAGAAGAUCGAGUCGCUCGUGUCUCCGCCAAUAUGUCGCGGGCCAGACAGACAUAUGUGGAACGGAUCGCCUAUUUCCACGAGAGUGUCCCAGAAGGCCAAGCUCCGAUGUCAGAGGAUGAAAUGAAGGACAUUGUUGUCAGGUACAUCAACCGCAGCGUGCCCGAGAUCGAACAACUACAGAGCGAGAGACGGAAAGGCAGACCACCCAGCAAGCGCGAAGAAGCAUUGUUGCAGCGAACAGACGUUGAGAAUCGCGAGUUUAAGACGGGAUUUUGGAUGCCCGACUUUAGCGAUGAGAGUGUUCUCAAAGCCCUCGCCUCGUGGAACGGAGACUGGUCCGGACUGAGCACGAUGAAGUUCAUUCGCAUCACUAAGGAUGGAGCAAAACAACCUUCAGUAUUCCCGCCGAAGGGCAUGUCAUGA
Aspergillus luchuensis is the source of this 537-nucleotide messenger RNA. Its product is annotated as translation machinery-associated protein 16. The transcript is spliced from 3 exons. Gene Ontology annotation, cellular component: nucleus. Bases 1 to 537 code for a protein of 178 amino acids. Lineage: Eukaryota; Fungi; Ascomycota; Eurotiomycetes; Eurotiales; Aspergillaceae. The record is from RefSeq and is a predicted model, not a curated record.